Messenger RNA from Neoarius graeffei (lesser salmon catfish), 2893 nucleotides. It is a transcript of the gene ptger2b, whose product is annotated as prostaglandin E receptor 2b (subtype EP2). Gene Ontology annotation, biological process: cellular response to prostaglandin E stimulus; positive regulation of cytosolic calcium ion concentration; adenylate cyclase-activating G protein-coupled receptor signaling pathway. Gene Ontology annotation, molecular function: prostaglandin E receptor activity. The transcript is spliced from 2 exons. The record is from RefSeq and is a predicted model, not a curated record. Gene Ontology annotation, cellular component: plasma membrane. The coding region runs from base 24 to 1118 and encodes 364 amino acids. NCBI's taxonomy places the organism in Eukaryota, Metazoa, Chordata, Actinopteri, Siluriformes, Ariidae.
GGUGUAAUAAAGCCCGAGCAGACAUGGGCAGCUCGGAGCGGAUACGCACUCAGAGCGCGCGCGGGAUGAACUCCACGCAGCAUUGCCGAGGAGACCGCUGGCUUCGGGACGGUUCUCCCGCCACCUCCGCGCUCAUGUUCUCCGCGGGGGUUCUCGGGAACGCGGCUGCGCUCGUGCUGCUGGAGUUCCGGCGCAGGAGGAGGAAGCAGCGCGCGCGAGGUUCUUCUUCCUGUAACCUGUUCCAGGUGCUGCUCACCGCGCUCAUCGUCACCGACCUGCUGGGCACGUGCUCGGUCAGCCCGCUGGUGAUCGCGGCGUACGCGCGCAACGAGUCUGUGAGCGCGCUGGGCGGAAGCGAGGUCGCGUGCCAGCACUUCGGCUUCGCCAUGACCUUCUUCAGCCUCGUGACGCUCGCGCUGUUGAUGUGCAUGGCGCUCGAGCGCUGCCUCUCCAUCGCCGCGCCCUACUUCUACGCGCGACGGCUGAGCGCGCGCUGCGGGUUCCUGGCGCUCGCGCUGGCCUACGGGUCCGGCGCGCUCUUCUGCCUCGCGCCCUUCCGGGGUUACGGCGCGUACGUGCAGUACUGUCCCGGGACCUGGUGCUUCGUGGACCUGCUGUCCGGGGAGCGCGCGCACCUCGUCUACAAGAACCUGUACGCGUCCUGCCUGCUCGUCAUGAUCGCGUGCACCGUGCUGUGCAACGGCUGCGUCAUCUACCACCUCGUGCGCAUGUACCAGAGGCGCGAGCUGCACCGGGGCUCCGCGCGCAGGUUCAGAGCCGCCACACGGACACCCUCACUGGCGGAGGAGCUCGAGCACCUGGUCCUGCUCGCCUUCAUGACCAUCACCUUCCUCAUCUGCUCACUUCCGCUCGUGAUCCGAGUGUAUAUCAGCUCACUCACUAAGGACCACACUCUGGACUUGACGGCUCUCCUGCUCCUCUCUGUGAACCCCAUCCUCGACCCCUGGGUGUUUAUUCUGCUCAGCCCCCCUGUGCCCCGCCUCCUGUGGGAGGCGGUGUGUAAAGUGCUGAAGCCAUGCCCCCUGAGGAACAAGGUCCCUCUGUCACGCUGCGCUCACACACACACCACCACAGAGCUACAGACACGAGGCACCUGAGACACAUCUGGAUUAUAUCUGCACAUGUCCACACACACACACACACACACACAUUCCCAUAGCACCCCAAGGUGUGUGUGUGUGUGUGUGUGUGUGUGAUGGACACAGAGUGUGUGCAAUAAACAGUGAUGAAGUGAGCGUGGUCCUUCCCCAGCAGCAGCAGUGUGAUGAACAGUCCACCACUGAACUGCUGCUGUUCUGAAGACACCAUGUGCUGAAUGUUCCUACUGACCCUCUGGAGGAGGAGUCAAUAAACAAACAAACAAACAACACAAUAAAUAAACAGAAUAAGUGUGAAUAAGUAAGCACAUCUCGAGCUUUAUAAAUUAUGUGUUAAUCACACCGUAUACAGCAUAAAACUGUAAACUGUCACUUUUAUUACAGCCAGUGGGCGGGGCUUCAGCAGGCUCUGUCUCUGAUUGGUCAAACUCGGAGAUUUAGACUGAGGUUACGUCCACAUUCAUACACUUUGGUUUUAAAAUGAAAACGAUUUCCGUCCAGAUGAGUGUUUUAGUUCUGUAUCAGAAAUAAUCUCCGCCCACACUAACACCUGAAAGCACAGGUCACAUGACCGUUCAGGUACACCGGGAUAACCAGCGUCUUCUGUUUCAUGUGUUUUCUUCUGAGGAAAGGUCAUGUGAUAGGAGCGUGACGAAUCAGGGAAGGAGACGUCGUGACUGGGAGCCAUCAGCUUCCUCUGUUUUCACGUCCGCACUGAAACACCACGCUGCGUUUUUACACUGACCUGAGAGCAGCAGUGUUCCACACGUCUCUGUUUAGGAGCUCGAACACGCCGCAGUUGUGUGGCGCAAACGUCGUACAAGUGACGAGUUUUAAAGCUAAAAUAUAUUAAUGUGAAUCUCACUGGCGGGGAGGGGCUGCGGGUGUUUAUGAACUAGUUGUGAUGAUGUCAGCGCUGCUUGUGUAAUUAUUAUACUACUAAAAUAAACCUGAGUGGGCGGAGCUUAGAGACACUCCACCAAUCAGUGCAGUUUUUUCUGCCUGAGUGAGCUAAAUAAAUAAAUGAAUUUAUAUUUCUUCAAACAGAAAUACAGUAAAACUGUUACUGAGCUGUGUUAUUAUUGUUAUUAAUUCUGAUUUAUGAGUGUGUUGUGUUCCCUGUCCUGCUGCGUGUGUGUGUGUGUGUGUGUGUGUGUGUGUGUGUGUUUUGUUGUUUAUUCAGGUUUUAUUUGUGACCAGUGUUAAUGCUAAUAAUGAAAGCUUCAUGUUAAACACAUUAGCAAACGCUAAAUCAGCUCCAGUUGUGACUCUGUGCCUCGUGUAUCACUGUCAGUAAAACUUUAUAAACGUGUAAAUGUGUUCAAACUAAACUAAAUAUUCACACCACAUAGACAAAAGUUUCUUCUCUGCGCUCACAUGUGUACGUUUAUAAAGUCCAGUUAGCUGUAAAUGAACGGGUGUGGUUAAGGCGCACUGAUUUACACUUCAGUGCAGCGAGAGAACUCCAUCGGAGCUCACAGAGAGCUGAAAACGGUGAAAAGUAUGAAGAUGAAAUGAUGAAACACCUUCAAAUAAUGGCAUGUGCUGAAUGUUCCAGUAAUGCAGCUCAGCUACUGCAGCACAUCAGCUACCACAUACACACACUCUCUAACUCCUCCUCCUUUUCCAGGGGGCCAUUAGUUUUGUCUUCAUUGUACGUCUGAUCUUAUUUGUUUUUUGAAUCCCUUCCUUUCAGGGCAUUAAAAUGGAAACACUUCGUUUCACAGGAUGUUCAUGAAACUGGCGUGGAACAGAAAUAAACAGCUGAAAGCUGA